AGAAGACAACUUAUUCUGUUGCCGUGUCGUCACUGCGAAGUGGAAUCUCCAGUGCAUUCAUGACAUUAAUCAAGGUAUUAAAAUCGUCUGCGUUUAUUCAUAGAUAUUACUAAUUUAUAUAUUCAAAUCAUUGUCAUAUUGUUUGUUGAGAAAAAAUCUCCUCUUAUUUCUUUAGUCAUUUCGACAGUGUCUAACCAGUUUGCCUUUUAUAAACCUUAAGAUUAAGAGAUGGCAAAAAACUGUCUGACUUUUUUCUAAAACGUUGGGAUUGAAGAUUAGACUCGACAGACUAGUUAUUGAUGAGUUUCGUGGUUCCAGAGUCAGUAUAUGUUUGACUCUCAAGCGUCUCUAAAGUGAGCGGAACGAAAUGAAGACGACUGUGUUUCUCCUCUUCAGCGCCAUGCUUUUGGCCACUGCGAAAGCUGAUGGCGCUCCUUUGACUGAUCCUGAAGACUUAUCAGCGACCACAAGUGAUCCUGGCUGCGUCUUGGUGUCCUGGAAGGCCGUGCCUGAGGACAAACACAACGGUGAGGGAUUCCAUUACUCGGUCUUCUGGACCAAGGAUGUCGAGUACGAGACGCAUCACGUAGAUGUGCACGACUGGACGCAAACUAGGUGCAAAGUGUGCGAUUUGGAGCCGAAUACUCUCUAUCGCUUUACUGUUUUGUCUCGCAACAAAAAUGGCGGAGUUGAUGACGAAAGCGACAAGGAAAACUACGUGAAGGUCACAUCCGGCUAG
Molecule: messenger RNA, 739 nt
Organism: Phlebotomus argentipes
Lineage: Eukaryota; Metazoa; Arthropoda; Insecta; Diptera; Psychodidae
Product: neuroglian-like
Exons: 3
Coding region: 368-739 (123 amino acids)
Molecular function (GO): protein binding
Source: RefSeq, a predicted model, not a curated record